Molecule: messenger RNA, 2190 nt
Organism: Suillus fuscotomentosus
Lineage: Eukaryota; Fungi; Basidiomycota; Agaricomycetes; Boletales; Suillaceae
Exons: 8
Coding region: 1-2190 (729 amino acids)
Source: RefSeq, a predicted model, not a curated record
AUGCUCAGUCACACUCUCUACAUGCAGGCAGCGCUCGACUCAUAUUUCCGAAAGAAAUUACAUUCAGCUUUGCAAGAUUCUCUCACGUUACCUGCAAGCACCGGAGAUAUUCGACAUGUAUUUGCGAUUGUCCAAUUACGAGUCGAACUUUUCCGAGCCUUAAAACGUGGUCCAGGUAUGCCUCCCCGUGCUAGCCAGAAGAAAACAAAGCGUAAAGCUGUGGAUUCUGAUGGUCAAGCAAACUCUGCAAAGAAGUCGCGUGCGGGGGCCCAGGCAUCUGCGGUGUUGCAGGAGCCAAUUCUUGCAGACAAACCGUCAGCUCGACGUUCUGGGCGUCCUGGGGCAGGAAAAGGAGGUAGGGCAGAGCAGCUGGAAAAAAUUGGUGCUCUCUUGGAUGCCCCCGCGCGGACUACUCAGCCCAAGGGCUCCACCUCCCUUGACUUAGAUGUACCAACCAAUCCUCUUGCACCCGAACCAUCUCGUAAGGGUCGUGGCAGUCGCUCAAAGGCAAGUCUGUUUUUAUUGAUCUUAGAUGGUAAUGUUGAAUACAGACAGAAACCUCCUCCGCCAUAUACCGUCUCGGAAACAGUGGUCGAUCCUACAACUUCUAAAACAGGGAGGAAGAAAGCUACCAGUAAAGUGACGAAGAACGCUCUCACUCCUACUACUGACGCGGAUGCGUCGAAUACGCAACCCACCUUUUCUCACCGCCAACCUGGUGGCCGGUUUGGCUUUGCACAGUCUAUCGUCCCUCCCGGCACAGAGCCCGACUUGCAAGCACUUAAUAACCCCUUUGUAGCGGCCGCUAGGGAAAAACGUGCUCUGUCAGUUUCCUUGGAUCCCAACAGGCGUCUUCUUCCCACUGACACCUCCAGAAACAACGAUUUGGCGCAACCAGCACCUUCAAAAUCCAGGUCGAGUAUGCAACCUAACACUACGUUCCACAAGAACCUGGACCCUGCUCUAUUGUCAGUUGGAGAUGUACAUUUGGGAGCUGGAUAUACCGGAUCCGAAAGUUCAGAGGCAUCUACUGACGACAACGAUGAUGAUGGAGGUCACGCUGAUGACGAUGAAGAGGAGGAUGAGGAAGAAGAAGAAGAAGGCGAUGUCGAAGGCCAGGAGGUCAGAUGGGGAGCAGCGCAUGGGUGCCUUACUGCACAUCCUGGUUUUUCAAAGGAAGUUGAGCCCUCACAACCUCGGGUCACCACUGCUCUUCCAACUGAUUUCGAAUUUCAACACUCACGCGAUGAGGAUGAUAACAUGGCUGAUAAGAAUUUAGCAGCUGGCACGUCCAGUGACGAUGACAAUAUUCCUGAUGAUGUUCUACAGCUUCACCACAAGCGAAAUGGACAUCCCCGCCUGCCUGAUCCUGCGGUCCUCGAUCUUUUGCAUCAGGCUGAGACCAAACCUCCCGAUUCCAAGCCGAGUGAUACAAAUAUCAAAGCUCGUAAGGUAUCAGCCAAUAUAACAGGUGAAGGUCCUAAGGCUACGCAGCUGGGAUGGUAUGGUCCUCGUUGGAAGAGGUUCCUUGAGGAAACGAAGGGAGAGUGCCGUGUUCAGCAUGCGAUAGAAAAUCUGUUCCCGACCUUCAUUGACGGCUUGUCGGGAACCAUCCCUGAGAUCCUUACAGCUUCGCUUGUACAAUGGCUCGAAAGCGGCCAACAAGUCGAAGGCAAUAUUUGGCCUGAUUACAAGCCUGAGAUGGCCAAGCUCCUGUUUGAAGAUCUAUCGACAUGGCGCUCGGACCUCAAGAAAAUCACCAUCAGUAUCACACCCUCUAUGUAUGACCUCGUCCCGCCAUCUCAUGUUCCCCCCCAAGAACGUGCUAUGUGGGUCGAGGAACACGCUGCAAAACUACUUGAAUUGUCUUUUUUUCUCCGCAAUGCUGUCAUUUCAUUCUUCUAUACCGGGUCUUAUCGUAUCGCUCGCAGGAGACCUGAGGUUUUCCGUGAGCAGCUACCACUGGAGUGCUUAUACUGCGUCAAGAACGGUAACGGAAAGUUGUACCCGAAGUUUUCCGCCAAAGAGUACAAGUCAAUCUAUAUCAAGAUGGUUGGGCUACUAAACGAUAUCAUUCGGGAUCCUUAUCACGGACCCAAGCUGGUAGAGCAGCUUCGUUCGGCGCAGUCCUUCAAGGUUGACGGCAACAACAUUUCGAAGCAUCAUCAUCUACAGGUUCUGCUUGAUUAA